AUUUAUUUUUUAUACUGUAAAAUAUUUUUGCAGAAUUGUAAUGAAAAUCUGAACAUGCGAUUAUAUUGUAUUGAACUCUUGAAAUAAAGUAUUAAAAAAAAAUAACUUGCGCGGGAGAUUUCUUCCGGUUUCGUGGUGACGUCAUGGGGCGUGUCGUAGUGUUGUGGCGCGGCUGACUCUACUUUCAGCAAACAUCUCAGCAGCACUCAGUCUCGAGAGAAGCAGAAAAACUUCCGAGUACGUACAGUAUUUUGAAGACUAUGGAGGAAACCCAGCAGCCGGGUCCGGCUCAACUAAACGGUAGCGGCCCAACUAAGAAGAGGGAAGACUACCUGGAAUGGCCAGACUACUUUAUGGCUGUAGCCUUUCUGUCGGCCCAAAGGAGCAAAGACCCAAGCUCACAGGUGGGGGCGUGUGUAGUGAACCAGGAGAAUAAGAUAGUUGGCAUCGGUUACAACGGGAUGCCCAAUGGCUGCGAUGAUGACCUGCUGCCCUGGGCCCGUAGUGCUGACGACCGACUCGACACUAAAUACCCUUAUGUGUGCCACGCAGAGCUGAAUGCCAUCAUGAACAAGAACAGCGCCGAUGUGAAAGGCUGCACUAUCUAUGUGGCUUUGUUCCCCUGCAACGAGUGUGCCAAGCUCAUCAUCCAGUCCGGUAUUAAGGAAGUGGUUUAUCUUUCUGAUAAAUACCACGACAUACCAGAGAUGACUGCUUCCAGAAAGCUGCUCAGUAUGGCACCGUAUAAAUUACAGGUGAGUGACAAGCAGUUCAAGCCCAAGAGGACUGAGAUUGUCAUUGAUUUUAAUUCCAUUAACCACCCUGGAAUGCUGAGCAGCGCGACCAAGUGAAAAUGCAAACAGCUCACCUUGAGGAGCUGCUGAAUGAGGCGAGAAGUGGUGUGGUGAAUCAGAUCUCCUCAUGGCUGUCUGCACAGG
Sebastes umbrosus (honeycomb rockfish) is the source of this 938-nucleotide messenger RNA. It is a transcript of the gene dctd, whose product is annotated as dCMP deaminase. NCBI's taxonomy places the organism in Eukaryota, Metazoa, Chordata, Actinopteri, Perciformes, Sebastidae. Gene Ontology annotation, cellular component: cytoplasm. Gene Ontology annotation, molecular function: dCMP deaminase activity; zinc ion binding. The record is from RefSeq and is a predicted model, not a curated record. Gene Ontology annotation, biological process: dTMP biosynthetic process; dUMP biosynthetic process.